Messenger RNA from Tupaia belangeri chinensis (Chinese tree shrew), 1671 nucleotides. It is a transcript of the gene MRPL15, whose product is annotated as mitochondrial ribosomal protein L15. NCBI's taxonomy places the organism in Eukaryota, Metazoa, Chordata, Mammalia, Scandentia, Tupaiidae. The coding region runs from base 65 to 955 and encodes 296 amino acids. The record is from RefSeq and is a predicted model, not a curated record. Gene Ontology annotation, biological process: translation. Gene Ontology annotation, molecular function: structural constituent of ribosome. The transcript is spliced from 5 exons. Gene Ontology annotation, cellular component: mitochondrial large ribosomal subunit.
GCGCGGCCCGCGUGUGCGUCCCGCCGGCUUUGGGCGCCCUUGGGAGCUCUUGGCGCCACGGCUCAUGGCAGGGCCGGUGAAGGGCAGAGGGGCCGGGGCCCUGGACUUGCUCCGGGCCUUGCCGCGUGUGAGCCUGGCCAACUUAAAGCCGAAUCCCGGCUCCAGGAAACCGGAGAGACGACCGAGAGGUCGGAGAAGAGGUAGAAAGUGCGGCAGAGGCCAUAAAGGAGAACGGCAGAGAGGAACCCGGCCUCGGCUGGGCUUCGAGGGAGGCCAGACUCCGUUUUAUAUCCGCAUUCCAAAAUAUGGGUUUAAUGAAGGACAUAGCUUCAGACGCCAGUAUCAGCCCUUGAGUCUCAACAGACUGCAGUAUCUCAUUGAUUUGGGUCGAAUUGAUCCUACUCAACCUAUUGACUUAACCCAACUGGUCAAUGGGAGAGGUGUGACCAUCCAGCCACUCAAAAGGGAUUAUGGUGUUCAGCUGGUGGAGGAGGGUGCUGACACCUUUAAAGCGAAAGUGAACAUUGAAGUUCAGUUGGCCUCAGAGCUAGCCAUCGCUGCAAUUGAGAAGAAUGGCGGUGUCGUUACCACAGCCUUCUACGAUCCGAGAAGCCUGGAAAUUCUAUGCAAGCCUGUUCCAUUCUUCCUGCGUGGACAGCCCAUCCCCAAGCGGAUGCUUCCGCCUGAAGCACUGGUACCAUACUACACCGAUGCUAAGAAUCGUGGCUACCUGGCGGAUCCUGCCAAAUUUCCUGAAGCUAGACUGGAGCUCGCCAGGAAGUACGGUUACAUUUUGCCAGAUAUCACUAAGGAUGAACUCUUCAAGAUGCUCAGUACUCGGAAGGAUCCAAGGCAGAUUUUCUUUGGUCUUGCUCCAGGAUGGGUGGUGAAUAUGACAGAUAAGAAAAUCCUCAAACCUACUGAUGAGAAUCUCCUUAAGUACUAUAGCUCAUGAAUUCUCUUGCAAGAAAGCGGAGUUUCAAAGUACCAGAAAAGGGACUGAAACACAUUUCUCAUUGCACUUUCCUAACGAUGGCGAUGUUAGUUUUUGGUGUAUUUGUAUCUCUUUGUCAUGUUUAUGUCAAAUUAAAACUGUAAGAAGCAAGGACUGCAGAGAGAAAAUGGGUCUGUGGGUUCCAUCUCAAAGAUGCAAGUGUCCCAGUGAGCCGUGGAAGGACAGCUGUAACUAUAUUAGGGUACUUCUAGUCUGUCCUUCCUGGUCUUGUCACUCAGCCCAUGUCCUGUCCUGCUGCCAACCAGAAGGCCAGUGCAAGCUGGUGGGACUGACUCCAGGCCUGCUCAGCCGUAAGAGCUGGUGAGCUGGUGGGACUGACUCCAGGCCUGCUCAGCGACUUGUGAGCUGGUGAGCUGGUGACCUCUCUCGGUCAGGAGCCUCAGAGAAGCCCUUGUGACCCAGUGUUCCGAUGCUAAGCUCAAUUUGGGAAGAAUGAGAGCAAGGAUGUGGGCUUAAGGCUUAAGGCAGGUGAACAGCUUCUAUGUGGUGUGUUAGCUAGCAUCAUUGAAGUUUAGAGGAACAAAAAUGUCAGCUGGAUUUAUUUUCUCCACUCUGAUAAGAGUAGACAGUCAUGAUCAAGCCACUGCAGGUUUUUUUUGAGGUACAUAAAUAUUCUCCUUGAUAUAAUUUUACUUUGCUCAUAGACAUUGGAGAUC